Messenger RNA from Glossina fuscipes, 1706 nucleotides. RefSeq lists its product as uncharacterized. The record is from RefSeq and is a predicted model, not a curated record. The transcript has 3 exons. Bases 141 to 935 code for a protein of 264 amino acids. Lineage: Eukaryota; Metazoa; Arthropoda; Insecta; Diptera; Glossinidae.
UAAACCACGUUUCUAUUUUAAACUAAAUUGUUGCAUAAUUUUUGACGCUGUUUUGCGCAUAAAAGAAACGACUGAUGUAAAUGCGAAGACUAUAUAUGAAUAUAAGCAUAGAUUAAGAUUAACGCACUGAAGUAAACACAAUGUUUGAUAUGAAAUGGUUACCGAUUGCAUGUGGGAGCUUGGCUCCUGCUCUCAUCCCUCCUGUUCACAUAGUUGUGUUGUGGUAUUUCUGGGAAAAUUACGCACGUUACGUUGAUAGGCAUUUUUGUACCUGCUCCUGCUGGGAUACAGUAUUUAAAGGUCCCUAUGAAUCGGGUGUUGCUGCCUACAAGCAUAUGUACUUCAAUGCUACUCAAAAUACUUUUAAAAUGUGGCUACUAACGGUAUUUGCUGUUAUAGCACUAUACGAAUGCAUUAAGCGACUGAUUACAUUAAUUUUGCAACAACGUAUACGCUACACGAUGCUAAUAUUAUUCAGUCUGUCCAUAUUCUCUCAUUAUUAUGCAUGGUGGGCGUAUAUGAACUACUAUAACGAUGAUUAUUAUCAGCAAUGGAAUCAUCAAUUAUUCUUUACGAUAACCGAGUUAAUAGCUACAACAAUGGUAAUGCAAUUGGCCGAUAGCACCAAUACAGUGACAUCGAAGAAAAUUUUCUGUAUCGUUGGCAUUGCUCUAUUGCAUAUAAUUGCUAGCAGCUUUGAUCAAUUCUUUCUUAAUGUAGUCCGCGGAGAAGGGUAUGCUCAUCAAAUUAUUCGUGAUAUUGGCUUCAUGGUACCCGAUAUAAUGCAAUUGAUCAUACCCUUGUGGCUGUUAAAGCAAACACGCAAGGAAUCAUUUAUCACCCGACCUUUCUACAGAGACCGCAAUUUACACAAAGAUAUUAUAACCACGAUAUUCUUUGUAUUGGCCUUGUUCAUGCUGUGCAGUAUUCUGUGAGCAAGAGUUUUCGAACUGUAUAUCAUAAAUCUACAUAAUCAUCAGUAAUUACAGCUGCAAAGAGUGCAACAAACAUUAGAGCUCGAAAUUGACACUAGACAUAAUACUAAUAAUGGCUUAGUUUUACCAAAUGAUUGGCAAUUAUUCAAAAUUUAUAUGUUAAGGAGACUAAAGACCAAGUAUGACGAUAAAUUCUUAUUGUCAUAGUCAAAAAUUUCGCCCUAUCUUUCAUAGUAAAAAUUUUUAAAUCCACUCAAAUUGCAAAAGCUACAGAACUGAAACAAGUGUUUUCCUAUAUGUAUGCUGUUAAUGAACAUUAAUUUUGUGAUUAAAUAAUUUUUAUUUCUGACGAAAGGAAAUUUUUCCUUUUGAAAAACAUAUAUACAUAUAUAUAAAUCAAUAUCGUACAUACAAGAAUAUAUAUAUACAUUGCGUAAAUAUAAAAGAAAGCUCAUUAAUACCCGGUUACUAUCUAAUAUGUAGAAAAGAAUUCCGUAAUGACAUUAUUUCAAGAAGAAACCAACAAAAUCCAUGUUAAACCCAUAUCUCAAUUAAAAAAAAAAGAAAGAUCUCCUGACAUCCAUUAACAUUAGAACUGCCAACGUUUUGCAUAUACAUACCUAUUUCUACCAAAAAAACCAAUUUUUAUUCUCUGUUAUUGUCGACUUGCCACAGUCGUAAACAUGAAGCUAAAGUUUGACGCAAACUUUCCUUGAUCGAUUAGGAAUAUGAAAUGAAUAUGAAAAAAAUUGUUGCGACCCACCACCUACC